UAUUUCCGAUGAAAUUCCGAGGCGAGCCCUAGUUUGGAGUCCAGUCCACCACCACUACAGCUACUGCUAGCACCGCUGUUUCUUUUUCUUCUUCUACUUCUACGUCAACCUCAGGAGAGGUAAAGAAGCUUCUUUUUCCUUGCAAAUUCCAAGGAUAGUAACAUUUUAGAAUCCUAUAUAGUAUUUUUAUAGGUAUAUUUCCUUCACUCUUGCUUCUCUUCCCCGUUAUACUGAAAUCUCAUUCUUCAUUCAAAGUGAUCAUGAAAGCACUAUUAAAUCCGCGCCACAAGUUUUAUACUUCCUCUACCACCUACGCUGUCACUGCCUACUUCCAGCUCUUCUCUUCCACGGUAACUCUCACUUCACACACUGACAUAGAUACCCGAUUGAGGUCCCUUUGUGAAAAACCCAAUUCUCAAUUCUCCGAGGCUGUUUCCCUCUUUCAUCAUGCCGUGGAUUCUUGCCUCUUGCCUUCUGGGUCAACCUGCAAUUUUCUCGUUGAUACGCUUGCAAGGUCGAAAAAUUUUGAAUUGGUCUUUUCUGUUUAUAAGAAGAUGACCCAUGUUGGUGUUUCACCGAGUUUUCUAUCAUUGAGUGGUUUAAUUGAUUGUUUUGUGAGUAGGCAUAAGCCCGAAUUUGCACUUGGGGUUGUAGGGUUGAUUGUGAAGGGUGGUUAUAGGGUUAAUGUGUAUGUUAUGAACCUUAUAUUAAGGGGUUUGUGUCUAAAUGGUGAGGUUGGGAAGGCAAUGGUCAUGUUCCGAGAAAUGGGAAGAAAUUGUGUACUGCCGGAUAUUUUUAGUUACAAUGUUCUUAUAAAUGGGCUUUGCAAGGCGAAGAAAUUGGAAGAAGCAGUAAGUAUGUUUUUUGAGAUGGGGUCAGCAGAUUGUCACCCGAAUUUGGCGACAUACACCAUCUUGGUGGAUGGUCUUUGUAAGGAUGGUAGAGUUGAUGAGGCAGUGGGUUUGUGGGAGGAGAUGAAGGAGAAAGGUUUGGAUACAGAUGUUAUUGUGUACAGUGCCCUUAUAAGUGGCCUUUGUUACAAUGGAAGUUUUGAUAGAGGGAAAGAAGUUUUUGAGGAAAUGCUGACGAAGGGAAUUCUCCCGAGUGUAGUCACCUAUAGUCCUUUGAUACAUAAUCUGUGUAAGAUGGGGCGAUGGGAGGAAACCACCGCAAUGCUAAAUGAUAUGACAGAGCGUGGAAUUCACCCUGAUGUUGUUACUUAUACAGGGUUAAUUGAUGGGCUUUGCAAAAAUGGGAGGGCUACUAAAGCCAUGGAUAUCUUGGAUAUCAUGCAGAAGAAGGGUGUAGAGCCCAGUACUGCAACCUAUAAUGUUAUUAUUAAUGGACUAUGCAAGGAAGGCCCAGUCAGUGGGGCUUUCAAAAUAUUGGAAAUGAUGACUAAGGCAGGGAAAAAGCCUGAUGCGGUUACUUACAAUACAAUGAUGACAGGACUUUGCAAUGAUGGAAAGGUUGAUGAGGCAAUGGAACUCUUAAAGUUAAUGUUAAUUGGCGAGAGCUUUGUUGAACCAGAUGUUAGGACAUUUAAUUUGUUAAUUCAAGGAUUCUACAAGGAAGGCCGCCUUGAUGAAGCUGUGGCAAUAUAUCAUACAAUGCUUGAACGGGGGAUAUCUGGUAACAUGGUAACUUAUAACAUUUUGAUUGGUGGGUAUCUACAGGCAGGAAUGGUAGGCAAAGCCAUGGAAAUCUGGAAAGAUGUGCUAAACUUGGGGUUUUUUCCAAACUCAUUUACCUAUAGUAUUAUGAUUAAUGGAUUCUGCAAAAUGCAUAUGCUUAGUGUUGCUAAAGGACUUUUCAGUAAAAUGAAAACUUGUGGACUUAGACCUAUGCCGAUUGCCUACAAUACGUUGAUGGCAUCAUUGUGUAAGGAGGGUAGUUUGGAGCAAGCUAAAGGGCUUUUUCAGGAAAUGAGAAAUGUAACUCAUGGACCAGAUGUGGUAUCAUUUAAUACUAUAAUUGAUGCAACUCUCAAAGCUGGAGAUUUUCUAUCUGCCAAGGAACUGUUAAUGGACAUGCAUGAAAUGGGUUUAGCUCCUGAUCAUUUGACCUUCGUCACGUUAAUAAAUAGAUUUUCAAAACUUGGUCAACUGGAUGAAGCUAAAAGUGUUUUAGAGAGAAUGAUAGCUAAUGGUUUAACACCAGACACCUUUGUGUAUGAUUCUUUACUGAAGGGCUUUGCUUCAAAGGGUGAAACCAAAGAAAUCAUUGACCUGCUUUAUCAAAUGGCAGAUAAGGGUGUAGUACUUGACUCAGAAAUAAUAUCUACCAUCUUGACAUGCCUAUGCAAUCUCUCCGAAGAUCUUGAUGUUAUGGAUAUUCUGCCAAAAUUUUCCCAAGAAACAUCAAAAGGAGCGAGCAUUUCAUGUGAUGAAUUUUUAUCAAAACUGAAUAAGUCUUACCCGGAACUUAAAUUAUGUGCUGCGUGAUAUUCUCCAUCUCAAGAGGCUUGCUGAUGCCAUGCUAGAUCUCCCACAGUGCUCACUUAAGUCAGUCUUCAUGUAACCAUCAUAGGCACUGCCCUAGCAGUUAAACCCGCUCCCAAGUGGUUUGGUGAAAAAGAGGUCGUGGAUCUGAUUCUUAUCAGCAGUGGUUAGGGGUCUCAGGUUUCAUGCUCAUUAAUCCAUGCGGACUGACUUGUUUACCAAUAUGCCUUCUGUGGAGUUGGGUUAGACUAUGGCUUGAUCCUGCAUGGAGUAAUUGCCUCCCCGCAUGGAAUUGUCUAGCCACUCAUCUUCAGUGCGCCAGUCCUUGGUGACACCUAGGGUCUUGGAGCUCUUGGAAAGUUUCAGUUUAACAUAGUGAGACCAAUGGUUUUGGACAGACAAAAAUAUUUUGCUCUUCAUACCGAGUAUUGAGCCUCAGAAGGUUCCGGCUGAGGUUUAGCACUUCAGUUCAUUGUAUCAAAAGA
Molecule: messenger RNA, 2926 nt
Organism: Juglans microcarpa x Juglans regia
Lineage: Eukaryota; Viridiplantae; Streptophyta; Magnoliopsida; Fagales; Juglandaceae
Product: pentatricopeptide repeat-containing protein At4g28010
Exons: 2
Coding region: 261-2444 (727 amino acids)
Molecular function (GO): protein binding
Source: RefSeq, a predicted model, not a curated record